CACUGAUAGGCGGCACUGAUAGGUGACACUGAUGAUGGGUACGGAUAGACGGCACUGACUGGCAUCACUGCUGGGCACUGACUGGCGCAACCCCUGGGCACUGCUGGGCAGCACUGCUGGGCAGCACUGCUGGGCAGCACUGGUGGAUGGGCACAGGUGGGUGGCACUGGUGGGUGGCACUGCUGGGCACAGGUAGGUGGCACUGCUGGGCACAGGUAGGUGGCACUGCUGGGCACAGGUGGGCGCAGCUAGUGGGCGCACUGCUGGGCACAGGUGGGCGGAACUUGCGGUGGCACUGCUGGGCACCGAUCAUCAGGGCACUGAUCAUCAGUGCCCUGAUG
Molecule: messenger RNA, 341 nt
Organism: Staurois parvus
Lineage: Eukaryota; Metazoa; Chordata; Amphibia; Anura; Ranidae
Source: the annotation of a GenBank genome assembly